UCCAUGGAUUCAUUUGGGCAACUGCGACCAGAAGAUAACCAGUCAGUAGUGAGCAGAAUGCAGAAGAAAUACUGGAAAACUAAACAGGUCUUUAUAAAAGCGACAGGAAAAAAGGAGGACGAGCAUGUGGUCGCCUCUGAUGCAGAACUGGAUGCUAAACUCGAGGUUUUUCACUCCAUUCAGGAGACAUGCAAUGAACUUCUGAAGAUAGUUGAGAAAUAUCAGCUAAGACUCAAUGUUAUAUCAGAGGAAGAAAACGAACUAGGGCUCUUUUUAAAGUUUCAAGCAGAACGGGAUGCGACUCAAGCUGGCAAAAUGAUGGAUGCUGCUGGCAAGGCACUCUGUUCCUCAGCCAAGCAAAGAUUGGCCUUGUGCACCCCCCUGUCUCGUCUGAAGCAAGAAGUAGCAACGUUCAGUCAGAGGGCAAUUUCUGACACCCUGGUGACCAUUAAUCGAAUGGAGCAGGCACGCACAGAGUACAGAGGAGCCCUGCUGUGGAUGAAAGAUGCAUCGCAGGAGCUUGACCCAGAUACCCUCAAACAAAUGGAAAAGUUUCGAAAAGUACAGAUCCAAGUGAGAAAUAGCAAAGGUUCUUUUGACAAGUUAAAGAUGGAUGUCUGUCAGAAAGUGGACUUGCUUGGAGCUAGUCGCUGCAAUAUGUUAUCUCACUCACUCACUACCUACCAGAGAACAUUGCUUACGUUCUGGGAGAAAACAGCUAAAAUGAUGUCUCAAAUCCAGGAGGCCUAUACUAGCUUUCAUCCGUACCACUUCAGAGCUCUCAAGCGACUACAGGACACUCCAGGCAACCUCACUGCAGACUACAAAGAAGAACAAACAGAGGGCAGUUGUCUCACUGCAGACCUCGAUAAGGUAGCUUUGUCUGAAGAGGAAGAGAGACUUGAGAAAGAGCCAGCAGCUGCCAAGGCUCUGCCUAGAGACUCACUGGAAGGAGAUGAUUUUGAGAAGGAAUUCUCAUUUCUGAACAGCCUCCGAAGCCCCACUUCUUCAAGUGCGAGUGAAUCUACACAGGAAUGCCAGCCGGCCUGUGGGAGCCCCAGUGCUGGUCUCACAUCCCAGGAGCCUUCAGUGGGACCCGGGCCUCUCACCUACACCUCCCGGUUCCUUCCUUCACAGCUCUUUGAUCUCGGCCUUCACACUGAUGGAGCUUUCAACAGCUGGGCCUCCCAAGAGGGAUCAGAACACUCAGAUGCCUUGCCAGUGCCUUCACAGUGCCCAAAGAAGUUAAAAUCCCCCAACAUUGGUAACCAAGAGAUGUCAGCCUGGUUCAAUCUAUUUGCAGACUUGGAUCCACUCUCCAACCCAGAUGCUAUUGGACACUCAGACGAGGAGCUUCUGAACGCCUGACGUCACACCAACUGACGUCACAGGUUCAGGGGUCUUGAGGCAUCAACUGUGCAAUGUUUGCCUUUCUGGAGAGGAGUUCCCACUGCGACCACACACAGAAGCGUGUGUUCAAAACAGUGUCUGCCAGCCAGCGCUGUCAGAGGGUUGGGGCCUCUGAGCAGGCUGUUGUAUUUAUUAUGCUGGAUUUGCAAGCUGUUGAUCAUAUGCGGAAAUUUUUAAAAACUCCCGAGUCUGC
Molecule: messenger RNA, 1603 nt
Organism: Psammomys obesus (fat sand rat)
Lineage: Eukaryota; Metazoa; Chordata; Mammalia; Rodentia; Muridae
Gene: Ica1l
Product: islet cell autoantigen 1 like
Exons: 11
Coding region: 4-1368 (454 amino acids)
Biological process (GO): regulation of transport
Cellular component (GO): Golgi apparatus
Molecular function (GO): protein domain specific binding
Source: RefSeq, a predicted model, not a curated record